AUGGCACAAAGCAUAACGCCUCAGCUACGAGAUCCAGCUAUAAACUAUAGCUACUUUUUCCAUCCGAAUAUUUGUUAUAUUUGCAAGUCGGAAGACCAGGGCACAUUGAAACCGUGUCUUCAGUGCCAUAUGAUCUCUUAUUGCAGCGAAGCGCACAGAAUGUUGCAUCGUGAAAAACAUGCAAUAUUCUGCCAGACUAUAAAAUAUUUAAAAUCACGGAUGAACAUAUGCGAUACUCGUAAUAUGACGAUGUACGAAUGGAUCACAUCUAGAGAGAAGAGUAUAGAAUAUAUGGAAAUUGUGCUAAGACGUCAAUUGACAACGAUCGAAAAGCAAAUUAUCUUAUUAACUAAAUCAUGUGUUAUUUGCCGUCAACAGGACAACCUGGUCGCUUGCGCAUCCUGCAAAUCCGUCAAUAUGUGUCCCGAUCACAUAUCUACACCUAAUGAUCAUAAAUGUUCUCAGCUACGACUUUGUCUCAACUUAGAUACUCAUAGAUCCUCGGUAAUUUAUCAAGAUAGAAGAAUUUCGACGAAAUUUCUGGAUAUAAACAUGCAUUCUGUUAAUAACAUGCAAUCAUAUAUAAACAAGUAUCUGAACAUAAAUAGUGAUAAAAAUCCUUUUGUUUGUCCUUAUAUUUGGUCCUUUGUAGAUUACAUAAAUACUGAAAAGCUUUCAAGACCGCUGACAUUAUUGUAUACUUUGCAGGAUGCAAAUUUAUUACGGUGUAUAUGGGUACGUGCUUUCUUCAUCAUUUAUAUUAUCGCUGGAAGUUUCUUAGAUAUGCACAGUUUGUCAGCUUGGGAAGUCAUUUUACAUCAAUUUUGUCCAGGCUCAACAUUGUUAAUUGUAAUGAUAGAGCCAAAUUUACCGCAAAAAUGUGAAUCGAUACGGACUUGCUAUUCUUGCAUUCGCCGAAAUAAGAAACUUCAAUAUGAAUAUCAUCCUAUGUUAUACUACAGGUACGCAGAUCUGUUACAUACAGAACCAGAUAUAAUCAUAAUGUUUCAUGCCAAAUUUGGGAACGACGAGCUAUCCGUACAAAAUAUAAAAGCACUACAGCGUGAAGGCUGUCCUGUACUUCUGACAACUGUAUCGAAAAGUAAAGCGCAGGACGCCAUAAUGCGGAUACAGGAAGUACUAAACAUACCCAUAACACCUAUUAUUAAUAAACAAAAUAAAUUCGCGUCUUGUAGAUCAUACAGAGACCAUAAGAGUGGCUCUGUGAUUUUUCCUAAUGAAUAUGUAAUUUUCUAUCAGGAUUUAUUUACUUUGAAUAAUCUAGCCGAGGUCAAUAAAAGCACUGAUGGUUAA
Messenger RNA from Harpegnathos saltator (Jerdon's jumping ant), 1314 nucleotides. RefSeq lists its product as uncharacterized. The transcript has a single exon. The record is from RefSeq and is a predicted model, not a curated record. Bases 1 to 1314 code for a protein of 437 amino acids. NCBI's taxonomy places the organism in Eukaryota, Metazoa, Arthropoda, Insecta, Hymenoptera, Formicidae.